AUGAUAUCGGUCAAAGAUUACAACGAGAUGCAAUACCGACCCUUGUCCCUAACGCUGCACGGUCACGUAUUUCAUGAGGCAUACAUCGUUCCAAUUGUUAAAUUCUUCAUUAUUGCACAUAUACGUAUUUCCACCAUACAUGCUUAUAUACUCCUCUUCCUCGUUAUCAUCCAUUAUCCUCGAACAUGCUUGCAACACAAUCCUCAAACAUCUCUACUGUGUUGUGGCUUAACACAAUCUCCCAAUAUCUCGAAGUUGAAAAAGGAUCGGUCAUCUUCCCAGGCAGUGGACAUUAUGGAGCUGUUGUUCUGUGAUAAAGAGAUCGAUGGAACCAUUGACUUUAGACACGUCGAGGAAUUGGGAGGAUCUUUUCCCUUUUCCCCACCGCUGCCUACAAACACCAAAUAUACUACCACGAAUAUUACUGCGUCGUCGAGAGAAAGCACGACAGGAGAGAUAUGCUAUGGAAGAUAUGACUGGACAGAUACCAUAACUUCCUCCAAACUCCCUGCAUUGAAUUUGGCACAGAACAAGCCAUAG
Molecule: messenger RNA, 540 nt
Organism: Paraglomus brasilianum
Lineage: Eukaryota; Fungi; Glomeromycota; Glomeromycetes; Paraglomerales; Paraglomeraceae
Source: the annotation of a GenBank genome assembly